CUUCAGUUCCCAUAUCCGUCUGUGCAGCCAAAAAACUCGCAUUUAGAUCUCUCUCUCUCUCUCUCUCUCUAUCUGCGCUUUAUUCGUCUCUCUGUAGCGUUGGGCGCAUUCAAUUCUCUGAACCAACCGUAACCGGCACGCCAUACUUUCGGUUCUCCAUUCGGCUGGCUCUCCAAUUCAAGCGGUUCCCUUCCCUGUCAAGAGUAUGAGGUUUGGAUCUUGGAAUUCCGGAUUCUAGGGUUCCACAAAAACCCCGUCUUCCAUGGCGAUUCGAGGCGUCGAUUUCAAGUGGUACGAUGGGUUUUUCCUGUCAAUGCUCGCGACAAGUAUAAUAAUUGUGGCGAUCAAUUGGAAGCGCUACCAUCUCUGUACAUACCCUUUGCACAUAUGGAUUGUGGUUGACUACACUACCGUGUUUGUUUUUCGGCUCUUAAUGUUCGUAGAUAAUGGGCUCGCUGCUGGUAUGGGAUUGGAUUAUGGAUGGCAGCAGAGGUAUGCACGUUUUUGUGGCAGAGUUGUGGUUCUUUCAAUUCUUUCUCUGCUACUCUAUCCAUUUUUGUGGGCUUGGACUAUCAUUGGUACCUUGUGGUUCACCAGUGCAAAAAAUUGUCUGCCUGAAGAAGGUCAGAAGUGGGGGUUCCUUAUUUGGUUGCUGUUCAGCUACUGUGGACUCAUUUGUAUUGCUUGCAUGUCCGUGGGAAAGUGGCUGACACGAAGACAAGCACACUUGCUACGGGCUCAACAGGGCAUCCCCGUUUCAGAAUAUGGGGUGUUGGUUGACAUGAUCCGGGUGCCAGAUUGGGCAUUUGAAGCUGGCCAAGAGAUGAGAGGCAUGGGCCAAGAGGGUGCUGCAUAUCAUCCAGGGCUAUACUUGACUCCAGCUCAGAGAGAAGCAGUAGAGGCACUAAUUCAGGAGCUUCCAAAGUUCAGGCUGAAGGCUGUUCCCACCGAUUGCAGUGAAUGCCCCAUCUGUCUAGAAGAGUUCCAUGUGGGAAAUGAGGUUCGUGGCCUGCCGUGUGCGCACAAUUUCCACGUCGAGUGCAUCGACGAGUGGCUCCGUCUGAAUGUGAAGUGCCCCCGGUGCCGCUGUUCAGUUUUCCCGAACCUCGACCUCAGUGCACUGUCCAACAUCCGGCCCGACUCUGAACGGACAUCUGCCAGUGUUGUGACGACCAGCCGCUAUGUGAGUACCCAACCUUCUAGCCAGAGUUAUCUCUUAAGACUGCAAGGUUUGCUUCGACCAGUGCGUACAGAAAAUGCAGGGCCCGGCAGCGAUGCUGCAGAUGUUGCCUUGGAAACAGCGGAGAAUGGAGGUCUUCCAGUGCCAGUGCCGACUCGAAACUCUGAGGAGGGGGGUGGACGGCCUGUGGUGGAUGAGCUCUCGCAGCCUCAUCCAGCUUCCCCUCGAAGCUAGGUCACUUUGCUCUUACUCUUUUUGGAGAUUAACUGUUGCUGCUGCUACUUCAUAUACUGUUAACCAAAAUGUGCUUAAUAUAGAGAGGAGAAAUGAAUUGUGUACAUUGACUAAUGACUACUACUGGGUUCUGCUGACAUGAUUUUUUGAUCUGAAUUAAACCUCCCUAAUUCACACU
This is a messenger RNA of Diospyros lotus (date-plum), 1592 nucleotides long. Its product is annotated as E3 ubiquitin-protein ligase SIS3. The transcript has 10 exons. Gene Ontology annotation, biological process: sugar mediated signaling pathway. Gene Ontology annotation, molecular function: ubiquitin-protein transferase activity. Bases 263 to 1414 code for a protein of 383 amino acids. The record is from RefSeq and is a predicted model, not a curated record. Lineage: Eukaryota; Viridiplantae; Streptophyta; Magnoliopsida; Ericales; Ebenaceae.